GUUUCGAGUGCAAAACCCACCACCACCAAGGCACCUCUCUCCCCUUUGUAGAUUUACUCAAAACCCAGAAAACCCAUUAUCGAAAGUCGCUUUCUUCCCAUGUGACUUUCGAUUGACUUUUCUUCGUCUCCCUUUUCUUCCCUGGUGAAUUAGGGUUUGCUUCUUUUUCUUUUUCUUUUUUCCAAUAGCAGAUAGCCGAGAGAGUCAGGGAGGUGGAGACCCAUUUCGGGGUUCUCUCUUUUUUUUUUAUGUAAGUUUUUUUUGUGCUUGUGAUGCUCUUUUUCUUGUGUUCUGAUGAUGUUUCUCUCCAUUUUUGACGAAUCCGGUACUCUAUUUGAUUUCUCGAUCUCCGAUGGUGUUUUGCUCGAUCCGGUCAACCGAUCUGAAGAGAAAAACGUCCGUGUGGAAGAUGAUGAUGUUCAGCGAGAUGGGUAUGUGUGGGAACAUGGAUUUCUUCUCCUCCGCAUCUCUCGGAGAAGUGGAUAUAUGUCCUGCCCCACCGGCCGAGACAGAGCCGGAAGAACCGGUCGUGGAGGAUGACUAUACCGACGAAGAGAUGGACGUGGAUGAACUGGAGAGGAGGAUGUGGAGGGACAAACUCCGUCUGAAACGUCUCAAGGAGCAGACCAAGACUCCGGAAGGAGCCGAUGCCGCCAAGAGGAGGCAGUCGCAGGAGCAAGCCAGGAGGAAGAAGAUGUCGAGGGCGCAAGACGGGAUCUUGAAGUACAUGCUGAAGAUGAUGGAAGUGUGUAAAGCUCAAGGAUUUGUCUACGGGAUCAUCCCCGAGAAGGGGAAGCCAGUCACGGGUGCUUCGGAUAAUCUCCGCGAGUGGUGGAAGGAUAGGGUGAGGUUUGAUCGGAAUGGUCCGGCUGCUAUCGCUAAGUACCAAGCCGAGAAUAAUAUCCCGGGGUGCAACGAGGGUAGCAAUCCGAUCGGGCCGACACCCCACACGUUGCAAGAACUCCAAGAUACGACUCUUGGAUCCCUCCUGUCGGCUCUGAUGCAACACUGUGAUCCUCCGCAGAGGCGGUUUCCGUUAGAGAAGGGAGUUCCUCCACCGUGGUGGCCAACGGGAAUGGAGGAGUGGUGGCCUCAACUCGGUUUACCAAAAGAUCAAGGCCCUCCACCUUACAAGAAACCUCAUGAUUUGAAGAAGGCGUGGAAAGUCGGUGUCUUGACUGCAGUUAUCAAGCAUAUGUCACCCGAUAUUGCUAAGAUCCGUAAGCUCGUGAGGCAAUCCAAGUGCCUGCAGGAUAAGAUGACGGCCAAAGAGAGCGCUACUUGGCUUGCAAUCAUCAACCAAGAAGAGACCCUUGCUCGGGAACUUUAUCCCGAGUCCUGUCCGCCUCUUUCCUCAACUGGAGGAAGCGGGUCUCUUCUCAUUAACGACUGCAACGAGUAUGACGUUGAAGUUGUCGACAAGGAGCCCGUUUAUGAUGUGGAAGAUCACAAACCGGAGAGAGUGAUCAGUCCUCCAAACUUUCCGAUGCCUAAAAUGCAUAUGAUCCAACAACAUUUCCCGGUCAAGGAAGAAGUCACGGGUGGAAACUUGGAAUUCACGAGAAAGAGGGGACCGAACAGUGAUCUAAACCCGAGGCUGGACAGAAGAGUCUUCAACUGUGAGAACCGUCACUGUCCUCACAGCCAAAUCAAUCUGGCGUUUCUGGACAGGACUUCCAGGGACAACCACCAACUGGUGUGUCCGUACAGAGAGAGCUCCAUAGCAUACGGAGCAAUGGCGAAGUUCCAUGUCGGUGAAGUAAAACCCCAACCCUCUCAGCCGAGACCAGCGGUGGCAACCGUUAACUCAGCGGUCCGACCAUUCGACCUAUCAGGAGUUGGAGUUCCGGAGGAUGGGCAGAAGAUGAUAACUGAGCUCAUGUCCAUUUAUGACAGGAACGUCCAGAGCAACCACCAAACUGCUUCAAUGGUGGAGAAUCAGAACAUAACAACACUUCAGCCAAAACCCCAGAAUCAUCAACAACAACAACAACAGCAGCAGUUCAACCACAGCACGGGAAACACAAUCCAAGGGAGCUUCUUCGAAGACUUGCUCAUCCCCAACGGCAACAGCAACAGCAACGGUAAUAGCAACAGCAAGAACAUGUUUUUGCAGGGGAAUAACAUGUUCAAGUUCUCAAACCCCCAAUUCGAAGCUGCCCACAACAACAACAGCAGCAACAACAACAACAACAACACUAACAGUGGAUUUCAGUUAGUGUUCGAGUCUACGCCAUUCGAUCUGGCUUCAUUUGAUUACAGAGAUGAACUGCAGGCAGUAGGAAUCGAUGGAAUGGCAAAACAGCAGCUACAGCAGCAGCAGCAGCAAGAUGUAUCUAUAUGGUUUUAAAGCAUAUAUAUAUAUAGUGUCAUCUGUUGUAUACUUCUCUCUACGAACACAUCUUCUUCUUCUUCUUCUGAUUCUGGUUACUGUAUUUUUCUUACAUCUUGAUGUAAUGUAACAUUCUGGUUCUUGUUGUGAUGUGUUUGUAGCCACUCU
Messenger RNA from Tarenaya hassleriana, 2500 nucleotides. Its product is annotated as protein ETHYLENE INSENSITIVE 3-like. NCBI's taxonomy places the organism in Eukaryota, Viridiplantae, Streptophyta, Magnoliopsida, Brassicales, Cleomaceae. Gene Ontology annotation, molecular function: DNA binding; DNA-binding transcription factor activity. The record is from RefSeq and is a predicted model, not a curated record. Bases 353 to 2350 code for a protein of 665 amino acids. Gene Ontology annotation, cellular component: nucleus. The transcript is spliced from 2 exons.